UUUAAAAAAAAAAUGUAUAUUUCGAUUGCAACUUGAUUAAGUUUCUUUCCCCUUUUCUUUUUAUCUCUUUAUUUUUACUCGACAUGAAAAUCAAAGGAAAUACAUUUAUUGUCACUGGAGGUGCUAGUGGCCUUGGUGAAGCUACUGUCAAACACCUUGUAGAAGCUGGUGGUAAUGUUGCUAUCUUUGACUUGAAUGAUGAAGCUGCUCAAGCAUGUGCCCAAUCGUUAGGUUCUCAAGUAUUUGUCCCUGGCAAAGUAGAUGUGACGUCUGAAGUGAUUGUACGCGAUGCUAUUCAAAAGACAAUAGCCAAGUUUGGCAAAUUAGCAGGUGUGAUCAAUUGUGGAGGUGUGGCGACUGCUGCCAAAGUGGCUCGUCGUGGUAAAUCGGCUCAUACUUUGACGUUGGAUUUAUUUGAAUUUACUGUUCGUGUCAAUCUGAUUGGAACUUAUAAUGUAUGCCGUCAAGUAAGUGAAGUAUUGGUGAAUCAAGAUCCUUUUACUGAUGAUGGUGAACGUGGUGUAAUUAUCAAUACAGCUUCCAUUGCUUAUCAAGAUGGUCAAGCAGGACAAGCAGCUUAUUCGGCUUCUAAAGGUGGUGUAGCAAGUAUGACUCUUCCCUUGGCCCGUGAUUUAGCUCCUGCUGGUGUUAGAGUUCUAGCCAUUGCUCCAGGUCUCUUCCGAACCAAUAUGACAGCUAUGAUCAAUGAUAAGGUAUUGAAGGAUGCUGUGUUCCCCAAUCGUAUGGGUAAUCCUCAAGAAUUUGCCCAGUUGGUAUCAGCUAUGAUUGAAAAUGGUAUGCUCAAUGGUGAAGUCAUCAGAAUCGAUGGUGCAACACGUCUUGGAAAACUGUAGUUUAGAAUUAUAUAUAUAUUUAUCUACACUUUAUUCAAUAAUAAAUGACAGAAAAAUAAGAUGUCGCGAAAAUAGGAAAUAAAA
This is a messenger RNA of Halteromyces radiatus, 938 nucleotides long. RefSeq lists its product as uncharacterized. The record is from RefSeq and is a predicted model, not a curated record. The coding region runs from base 84 to 854 and encodes 256 amino acids. Gene Ontology annotation, molecular function: oxidoreductase activity. NCBI's taxonomy places the organism in Eukaryota, Fungi, Mucoromycota, Mucoromycetes, Mucorales, Cunninghamellaceae. The transcript has 8 exons.